CCACAUGAGUGUACUGUAUUGAUCAAUUAUUAACUUGUUAUAUUCACUACACUAAUAAACUCUUAGGACUAGAGGGAGGAGUUAGAAGAUGUUCUCAAAGUACAUUUAGGUUUUUCCUCUGAGAGGAUCAAGGAAAUUGCACAUCGAGAUGGCGCUUAACUGGCCCGGCCUGCUGUCAAUCGGGGUGUUCUACCUCAUCGUCCUCGCGACAGGCGUCUGGGCGUCCAGGAAGUCCAAACGCGAGGAGAGGAAGUGCACUGGAAACCUUAGUGAGGUUGCCAUGGUUGGAGGGCGGAACCUCAACAUCUGGGUCAGCAUCUUCACUACCACAGCUACAUGGGUGGGAGGAGGUUUCAUCUUAGGCAAUGCUGAGGUGGUCUACGACCCUAAAAGAGGCCUGGCUUGGGCCAUCGCACCAAUAGGCUUCGUCCUUAGCCUGGUUGUAGGUGCAUUGUUCUUUGUGAAACCGGUCCGAGAGAAGAAUUACGUCACCAUAAUGGAUCCGUUCCAGGAGAAGUAUGGAAACACGUUAACUGCUAUUCUCUUUGUCCCAUCACUCCUUGCUGACAUCUUCUGGAUAGCCUGUGUGCUCGCUGCAUUAGGGGGAACGGUGAGUGUGAUCAUGGAUAUCCCAUCACCCUUGGCUGUGGCCCUGUCUGCUGCCGUGGCAGUUCUCUACACAUUACUGGGAGGGCUGUACUCGGUGGCCUACACUGAUGUCAUCCAGCUCAUCUUCAUGUUCCUCAGCCUGUGGUUCUGUGUGCCCUUCAUACUGAUGAGCCCCGCCUCAACAGACAUUACAGUCACAGCGGUGACAAAACUGUAUCAGGAGCCAUGGACCGGCAGGCUGAAGGUGGCAGAUGCAGGGCGCUGGCUGGAUGACCUGCUACUGGUGACUCUAGGUGGAAUCUGUUACCAGGCCUUCUACCAGAGAGUCCUGGCCACAGCCACUGUGGCUCAGGCUCAGUUCACUUGCUAUGCUGCCUCUGUCUUCUGCUUCAUCCUCGCCAUACCACCUCUUCUCAUUGGUGCUGUGGCAGCAUCCACAGAUUGGAACCAGACCAGUUUUGGUCUACCUACUCCCUACGAGCAGGGCAAGGCGGGUAUGAUUCUGCCCAUCUCCCUGCGCUACCUGUGUCCACCUUUCGUCUCUCUUGCCGGAAUCGGCGCCAUUGCUGCUGCCGUGAUGUCAUCUAUUGACUCGGCCCUGCUGUCUUCUGCGUCCCUUUUUGCCAGAAACAUCUACAAAAACAUUUUCAGCAAAAGGGCCUCUGAGAAACAAAUUCUACGGGUUGUAAAGGUGUCCAUCCUACUGUUUGGUUUCAUGGGGGCAGGCUUGGCCAUGACGACCUCCUCUGUGUAUGUCUUCUGGAUUCUCAGUGGAGAUGUGAUGUACACGGUAGUGUGUGCACAGUUGAUCUGCAUCCUCUUUCUACCUGGGAAGGUCAAUGGGUAUGGUGCCUUGGCAGGCCUUGUGGUAGGGCUACUGCUGCGGCUACUAGUGGGAGAGCCCCUGCUUGGUGUGCCUGGACUCAUGCCCCUUCCCUGGGACAGCCUACACGAGGACGGGUGUCUGCUGCAUGUCUUCCCAUUCCGCACCGGCAUCAUGUUGGUCUCUCUGGCCACCAUCCUGGUUGUGUCACGUUUCGCAGCCUGCCUUUUCCUUAAAGGGCUACUGCCUGACAACUGGGAUGUAUAUGGACUUGGUCAAAAAAGGAGGAUUUUGAUGAAGGAUAUGGUAGCUAAGGAUCUGACUGAGAAGAUUGGACUGAACACAAGGCAGAUGGACCCAUCUCCUCAUGCGAACACAGAAGAUAUGAGGUCUUUACAAUGACUUGGGGUUUCAUCAUGUAGAUAGUUACAGUGGAGCAAAAAAGUAUUUAGUCAGCCACCAAUUGUGCAAGUUCUCCCACUUAAAAACAUGAGAGAGGCCUGUAAUUUUCAGCAUAGGUACACUUCAACUAUGACAGACAAAAUUAGAAAGAAA
Messenger RNA from Oncorhynchus gorbuscha (pink salmon), 1987 nucleotides. Its product is annotated as high-affinity choline transporter 1-like. Gene Ontology annotation, cellular component: plasma membrane. NCBI's taxonomy places the organism in Eukaryota, Metazoa, Chordata, Actinopteri, Salmoniformes, Salmonidae. Gene Ontology annotation, biological process: transmembrane transport; acetylcholine biosynthetic process; choline transport. Bases 149 to 1834 code for a protein of 561 amino acids. The record is from RefSeq and is a predicted model, not a curated record. Gene Ontology annotation, molecular function: choline:sodium symporter activity. The transcript has 9 exons.